UUACCACAAUUUUCGACUGAAGAUUGUCUUAAAAAGUUAUAUAAAUGAAGUGGUGACCCGAAUUCUACCUACGCAUUUAUGGUGGCCUCGACUGGUACAUAAAAUUUCAAAAACAAAAAAAGGAUUUUAGAGGAUAAUCCCACACUUCACAGAAAGAGUAAAAGAAAUUAAAAAAAAAGAAAAAGAAGGUAGCAGGUAAUGAUUUAAUUCCUGAUUUGGUUGUCCAAUGUAAGCCCAGCCCUAUAUUUACCUUAUCCAAAGAUUUGGCGGAGAAAUCCGCACACGCGUCGCCCAUGCUUCCAACCGUUAAAUAUUCCCUCCAUCUCUUUGUUGAAGCUUUUCAAUUUCCAUCUUCAGCCAUGUAAUCUAAGAAUAAAUCGAAGUUUUAAAGUUUUUUAAAUUACUUGAUGAUCCAUGUUAUCUUUGCGAAGUCUCGCCAGCGCCAAUGCUUUAUCAUCGUCAUCAUCAUGCUCGUCGCAGUUCCCAGCAGCACCUCCCUCUCUCUUCUCAUGCCGUGCAGCGUCAAAAUGCGCUUAUUUCUCAGCAUCUCCUCGCUGCUCUCUAAGAUUCCAGGAGUUGUCUACGGAUGAGUCGACGCCUCCUAUGCGAGAGGUUCUUCCAUUAAUGCAGCAGAGUGAUGAAAAUGAUCAACUUCCAAGCGAUAAGCAAGAAGAAGAGGAUGAGGAGGAGGAGAAGGAGAAGGGGAUUUCGAAAAUUCGAGUUUCAAGGCAAAAAUACAUACCAGUUUCUAAAGCAGAGCUUUUGGAUGCGAUCGUAUUAAAGUUUUUUAAUUCUCAAGAUGAUGUUAAUCAGUUUCUUCUACUCUCUUCGCGCUUGGAUUCUAUUAUUCACGCUGAGCAUAAAACUAUUUUAGAAGAAAUGCGAACUGAUUAUUUCCUCACACAUUAUGAGGAAACCAGUGAUAAAGUGUUUGCCGGCACAGAUGAAAAAUCUGGAGUCAGUGCAGACUCUGCUAAUGAUAGCAUCAACGGGGAGGAGACUGAAUUUGACAUGCAACUGAAUUUCAAUUAUGGUUUGGAUUUGAGGAAUUUCUUAGGUUCUUCAGCUAAAAUAAUUAACAAGACAUGUUCCAAUGGGGAGUCCAGGCUCGCCGUUGCUACUCGUUUCCAGCGUGCUUUCAUGCAGCUUCUUAAUAAUGCUCAGUUUGAAGAACUAUCGGCUCGGGACUUGAUGUUAACAUCUGCCUUGAAUUCGGAUUACCUACUUACUUUGCCAAUAUAUGUGGAUUGGCAGAAAGCAUCUGAAUCCAAUGCAAUUAUAUUUAGGAGGGGUUAUGCAACUGAGAGACAGAAAGGUCUUUUGAUUGUUGAAAAACUGGAUUAUAUACAAUCUGUGCUUCUGCAAAAAAUCUUCUUCCUUGUAUCAAAACCACUGGGGAAACUAGGCAAAUGGAUGAAAGAGGCGAUCAUAAAUUCGUCUCAAACACAAGAAGUACAAGAUUGGGUCAAGAGAGUGACGCUUUGGCUGGAGGAACUAUCUCUUUUUCGGAAAUUAUAUUCCACUAGAGAACAAGACUCUGAUAAUCCACUUGGAAUGGAUCAAUUAUCAGAUAGUGAUGUUCCUAUUUGGCUUGCAGCGCAGAGGGCAGUGAGUCGCUAUGAAGGGUUUCUUUCACCAGUUGGUCCCCGUGGAAGGCUACUUAAGAAGUUGCUUGCUUGGAUUGGCUUUGUGCCUCCUAUACCAGAAACACCAUUUGAACUUGACAAUGAUAAUAAUGCUUCUGAACCUCAUUUGAGGCCAAUUUUCUUAUCGAGGAUAUCGCUUAGUGAUAUAUGGAGACCUGCUACAAGAAAAUUCUGUGGAAAUGAUCUUUGGAAAAUGAUAAAAACUUCAUUUUCCAUUCUUCUCUCGCAGGCAAUCCUCGAGGAACCUGCAUUUGAAGAAUUGAUUUUGCUUUAUACCAAGGAAGUGACUGAAAGUGACACUAAGGACACAGCUGAGGUUCCAUCCUUGCAAUUAAAGAUCUAUGAGAAAAUCCCUAUUCCAGAUCUGCCAGUCAUUUUUCCUCAUAAAAAGCUUUCUUUCCGCAUCAUAGACACAGUACGCUUGGAUGCAGCCACCAUAUUGGGACUUUCAGCAUACUUCAUCAAUUACAAAUUCGAAAAUAUAUUAUAUUCCCCGUCGGCAAUAUUUCUUGAUGUAAUUGCCAUCACUGCACUUAUAAUCUAUGUGACGCGUGUGGCUUUGGGUUACAAACAGACAUGGGAUAGAUAUCAACUACUUGUUAACAGGACACUUUAUGAGAAAACACUUGCAAGUGGUUUUGGUUCAGUUCAUUUUCUCCUCGAUGCUUCUGAACAGCAACAAUAUAAGGAAGCUAUUUUAACAUACGCAAUCCUGCUUAAAGCAAAGAAUGGCCAGAGCAUUUGUCGACAAGGUCUCUGUGAUGAAUGUGAGAGAUUUAUGUAUGACGCCUUUAAAGCAAAGGUUGAAAUGCCGAUUGACAAGGCAGCGAACACAUUACUUAGAUUGGGCCUUGUUAUAGAAACACCUCUUGAUGGCAGAUUCAGACUGCAGGCUAUACCCUGCGGAAAGGCAGAGGAGGCCCUGAAAGAACGUUGGAAUAGUUUGCUUGGUUAAAAAACAAAGGGAAUCCGAAAGUUUCGUCAACAAACAAAUCUCUGCAUGUAAAUCUGGAAAAGCAAUUGGAACAUCAUCAUCCUGAGAAUUCAAUUCCCAAAUAUAUUUCAAAAGGCUACAGAAAGCUGGAGUAAAGUAAACAUCUGCUGAAAAAGAAAAUAUGUUAAGAGAUAUGCGGCAAAAGAAAUGAUCCUUUUCAUAUCGUUUGUUUGGUGGAUCUUUUUUUUCUUUUUGUCUUUUUUUUUUUUUUUUUAUACAUUUUUGAGAUUGAAACUCUAUUUACAAGUUGUAAAUGUUAUGACCAAUUGCCUCCAAUUAAUCA
Molecule: messenger RNA, 2923 nt
Organism: Ricinus communis (castor bean)
Lineage: Eukaryota; Viridiplantae; Streptophyta; Magnoliopsida; Malpighiales; Euphorbiaceae
Exons: 14
Coding region: 415-2601 (728 amino acids)
Source: RefSeq, a predicted model, not a curated record